UCGAUAACAUUUCACUAUGUUUACAUAUUCUGAAAGUCAACAUCUUAAUUCUAAAAUAGGUUAAUGGAAAUGCUCGUCACCUUUGAAAAUGGUCUGUUGGGCUGAUUCCUUUAUGAUUCGCUCUCCUGCUUUGUGUUUAUAUAUCCUGUCAUCUCCAGAAUGUCUUGAACAGCUGGUUUGUUCAAAAAAUGGUUGCAGUAAAGGGUCUCUGGUUAUUGUUUAUGCUGCUUUUAGUUUUUUUUCCCUAGAAUAGCUCCCUCCACUUUAUUCCCGCCAUCAGAUUCUGCCAAGGGGUACUUUUUUAAUAAGGUAUCAUUGAUAUACACUCUUAUGAAGGUUUCACAUGAAAAACCUUGUGGUUACUACGUUGACCCAUAUUACCAAGUCCCCCCCACAAACCCCAUUGCAGUCACUGUCCAUCAGGGUAGGAAGAGGCCACAGAGUCACUUGUUGCAGUCGGGGACGGCGAAAAUGAGAAACCGAGUCAGAAUGACGUUUAAUGCAGGGGCUUAGACUUCUCUGGAGACAAGGCAUCAAGUCAGCACUCCCCUGCGUCUUUAUUAAGUUACAGCAAGCAAAAAGACAGGCAUCGAUUAAUGAGUAUAGGGUGGGUCUUCCAGCCGAGGGGCCACGGCCAUCAUUCCAUCUUGGUGGUUCCUCCAGGAGUGAAGAGCCCCACCAUCCAUCUGGCUCCUGUGGCAGUGGCCCCCGCACGAGCUGACAUUAGAACCACAGUGCCCAAGGGGACGGUGGCCAAGCAGCCCCCCACGGUCCUCCGGCAGCUGCACAUCAAAGAGGCCAAGUGCAGCUGGAGCCCCCCUAGCUUGCGUGCUGGGGAAGGAGCAUCCCUCAGCACCCCUCCUCUGACCGGACUUGCAGGGAGGAGCUGCUCGUGUGCCAGCCAGGCCUUUCCAUGGCACUUGGCGCAGGGCCGGAAGCGUUCCGGGACCGAGCGCGGCUGUCUCAGAGGCCCAGGCGAGGUAGAGAGAGGAGGCCAAGCAGCUGAGCGGCUGAAGCACCAUGGCUCCAAACUCGCAGGAAAAUGUAACUCUGGCCAUUGCCAUGUUUACCAUCGUCGCCUCCAUCUAUUUCUUCAACAAGGCUCAACAAUGAGAAGACCCAGGACGCGCCUAAUCUAAGAGCUUUGCGUCUGCCUCAGACCAUGACUCUGGCUUCUGAGACCGAAUAAAUGUGACUGAAUCAGCACAUCCGCUUCAUCCCACCACCCUGGCGGAGGCAUACAGACUGGGCAGCUCUGGGGUUGAGGGCCAGCUCUUUGGGCCAGGGGGUGUGGUGGGGGAGGGACCUGGCCUCCUGGGGCUGAGGAAGGAGGGAACUGGAGACCCGGACUUCAGAUCUGAGGCUAAGAGCCCAGAAUCUGAACUGGGUUUUGAGGGAUGAAUAAGAGUCUGUCAGGAGCAUUUAGAGAGUGGGGAAGGACAUUUCAACUUUGUAUGCAAGAGCACAGAGGGAAGGAAGAGCAGAACUGAUUCACCUGGUACCAACACAGACAGCUACGGACUUCAGAUCUGUUUCUUGUCUCUGAGCCCUGGUUUUCUUGUCAGUCAGACAAGACAAAGAUGAAAUCUUUGUCUGAUGGCCCCAGAAGGCCACAAGGGUGGCCUGAGAUCAAAGAUGUGAAUGGAAUUUGUAAGCUGCAAAGGGUCUGUAGUUAUCAUCUUCAUCCUUCCCAUCUUACUCUCACCAAACUCCUAUUCAACCUUCAGUACCAAUUGUCAAUGCCCCUUCCCAUGGAUGUGUCCAGAUCUCCAGAGUCUGUUACUAGCUCCCUCACUAACCGCCUCCUCCCCUCUCCCUGCCCCCUUCCCCAGAAG
Manis javanica (Malayan pangolin) is the source of this 1835-nucleotide messenger RNA. NCBI's taxonomy places the organism in Eukaryota, Metazoa, Chordata, Mammalia, Pholidota, Manidae. The record is from RefSeq and is a predicted model, not a curated record.